Penicillium subrubescens is the source of this 429-nucleotide messenger RNA. Its product is annotated as GNAT family N-acetyltransferase. The transcript is spliced from 2 exons. The record is from RefSeq and is a predicted model, not a curated record. The coding region runs from base 1 to 429 and encodes 142 amino acids. Gene Ontology annotation, molecular function: acyltransferase activity, transferring groups other than amino-acyl groups. Lineage: Eukaryota; Fungi; Ascomycota; Eurotiomycetes; Eurotiales; Aspergillaceae.
AUGCUCAUAAAACUUGACGACCUCUCCAACCCCGCAACCCACUCCCUCCUGGCCUACCACAUCACAGACCUCCAAAGCAAAACCCCCUCCGAGUCCUGCUACGUCCUCGACCUAACAGCUCUGCAACACCCAUCCAUAUCCGUCUACUCAGCCUGGGAAGGCGAUGAAUUGCUAGGGUGCGGCGCACUCAAAGAGCUCUCGCCAACCACCGGCGAAAUCAAAUCCAUGAGGACGGCUACGGCACAUCUUCGCCGCGGUGUGGGGCGGGCUAUCGUUCAACAUAUUAUUAGCGAGGCAAAAGGAAGGGGAUAUGUUUCUUUGCAACUGGAGACGGGGACUAGUGAGGGGUUUAGGAGGGCGAGGGAGUUUUAUGGGGGGCUUGGGUUUGUGGGGUGUGAGGUUUUUGGGGGGGAGGUCGAUUUGGUUUGA